CACCACUCUCUCUCUCUCUCUCUCUCUCUCUUCCGAAUCCUCCCGCUUCUCCCCAGCUACUAUAAAAGGCAUCUCUCACCUUCUCCGGCCACUAACCUACCGGGAAAACCCUAACCCUAGCUCUAAACCUAGGCUUAACCAUGCUCCGAUCUCUCCACCUCCCUCUCCUCCGCUUCGCCCUCUCUCCCUUCCAUCGAUGCAACCCUAGCCGCAUCCCUUCCUCUCGCGCGAUCGCCUCCCUCUCCAAAUCCCCCGCGAUCGCCCCUUCGAACGCCUUUUUUCUCGCCUCCUCCUCGCGUUCGCGCUCACGCAGCGUCUCCGGAGCGUUUCGCACGUGUUCGGGAGGUUCGGAGACGAAUCCUGAUGGGAAUAUCGCCGCCGCGCCAUCGCCUUCGGUAGGUAAUCCCAAUAUUCGUUUCUGUCAAGCUUGUGGAAGUCCAACUAAGCAAGUUAUACCAGACGGAGAAGAGAAGGUGAGAUCAGUUUGUACGGGCUGCGGGAGAAUCCAUUAUGAAAACCCCAAAAUGGUGGUUGGUUGCCUUGUGGAGCACGAUAACAAGGUUUUGCUAUGCAGGAGGAAAAUUGAACCAUCUUAUGGGCUCUGGACGCUCCCUGCUGGUUAUGUGGAGGUUGGGGAGUCCGCUGCAGGAGGAGCAAUCAGGGAAACCUUAGAAGAAGCUCGUGCUGAAGUAGAAAUACUUUCACCUUUUGCUCAGUUAGACAUUCCUCGGAUCGGCCAAAGUUAUAUCAUUUUCCGAGCGAGAUUAAAGACGCCCGACUUUUCGCCAGGCCCGGAGUCACUAGAAUGUGCACUUUUUGCCAUAGAUGAUAUACCAUUUCAUUCUCUAGCAUUUUCAUCAGUCAUUGUUACCUUGAAGAUGUACAUUGAAGAUAUUAAGGCUGGAAAGCUCAAAUUCCACUACUGCACUAUAAACAAGAGGCCAGGCGCGAGUCCAUCUGACCUCCGCACUUUUGAUAUAGACUACCAUCUGCAUUCAUAAGCCUGGUGCAUUUUGUUACGUGCUGAAACAUACUGCUACGUGCCAGAUGAACACGUGCCAGAUGAACACAUGGACACUGCAUCUCACAAGAUUCAGGUCAGUGGUUUGUAGCUUCCAUUAUAGAAGCCCUCUUUGUUGUGUUAUGUUAACCAGAUGCUAAUACCUAAAUGUUUGAUUGACGUGUUUGUGAACUCAAAGCUGAUGUUCUCUUGUACCAGGUUAAGACGCCCUCAACUAUAGGCCAUCUCUAAAUGGGGCCCUCUUUUUCUUUUUUUUGGGAUCGGCACGCCAUUUGACGUUUUGUUGUGAUUUGAGUUAUUUUUGUUUGUUAAGCUUUAGAUAAUUGAAUAGCUCUGUUAGCUAUUAGCCAUUAAUUGUUCAAGUUUUAGAAAAAUAAUAAAAGCCAUUAAAUUUAAUGGAAUCGUUGAUGAA
Messenger RNA from Ananas comosus (pineapple), 1433 nucleotides. RefSeq names its product nudix hydrolase 23, chloroplastic-like. The record is from RefSeq and is a predicted model, not a curated record. The coding region runs from base 141 to 1001 and encodes 286 amino acids. Gene Ontology annotation, molecular function: hydrolase activity. Lineage: Eukaryota; Viridiplantae; Streptophyta; Magnoliopsida; Poales; Bromeliaceae. The transcript is spliced from 7 exons.